UUUCCGCAGCCCCGGGGGCGGUAGCAGCGGCAGCGGGGCCGAUGGUGGCGGCGCGGCGGCAGCAGCGGCGGCGGCGCUGGGGGGUGCCGGUGCUGCUGCUGGUCUACGUGGGCUAUGUGGGGCUGGGCGCCGGCGUGCUGCAGGCGCUGGAGCGGCCGGCCGAGGUGCAGGCGGCCCAACACCUGCUCCAGCAGCACUGGGAGCUGCUCGCCAACCACACCUGCCUCCGGGGGCCUGCCCUGCAGCAGCUCAUCGAGGGUAUCAUCCAAGCCUACAAGAGUGGCAUAACCCUCCGGGGAAACACCACUAGCCUGGGCAGGUGGGACUUCAGUGGGUCUUUCUUCUUCUCCGUCUCUGCAAUAACAACCAUUGGCUAUGGGAACCUGAGCCCCAGCACUGCCGCUGGUCGAAUCUUCUGCAUCUUGUUUGCGCUCUUUGGGAUCCCCUUGAACCUUGUCCUUCUGAACGAAAUUGGGCAGCUGAUGCUGUUGGGGGUUCAGCAUUGCGCCCAUUGCCUGGAGGAGGUGUUUCACUGGCAGAAAAAAGCUUCCCUCCUGAUUAAGACCUGUGCACUGGUAACUGGCUUGUUGUUGUUCCUUCUGCUGCCUCCCUUGUUGUUCUCUGACAAAGAAGGCUGGUCUUAUGAAGAAGGCUUCUACUAUUCCUUCAUUACCCUCAGCACUAUAGGGUUUGGAGAUUAUGUGAUUGGGAUGAACCCAGACCGCACCUAUCCAGGCUGGUACAAGAAUGUAAUCUCUCUGUGGAUCCUCUUUGGGAUGGCCUGGCUAGCACUGGUUAUCAAAUUUUGCAUCAACUUUCUAGAGAGCUCCAGUGACUUCUGUCAGUGCAACAAGAAGAGCACAGACAUGGCAGAAGACUUAAUGGAUGACAACAAAAAUAGCAUGGCGGGACUUCAUGAUGUGGAGAUCUGCAAUGAUAAAGACACAAAACCAAAAGGACCAGAUGAAUCUCACACCCACACAGCUCCUACAGAAGCACUCUAGGGAAGAAACAUACCCUCAGUGUCUCUUAGGUUUUACUGCACCAGAGAUGCACCGCUUAGAAAUGUGGGAAUGGACCUGCCCUGACGUUCACAUGGGGCGAAAGCUUGCUUAUUGAGCUGAAAUGCUUCUGUUCUGAAUUGAGCAAUGACAACAAAAUGUUUUAUUUGCAGCACCACCAAGAAUUAGCAACGGGAUUCUCAGCAAAAGUAGAUUUACAGAGAUAUUACCCUCCCACCUCAACGUAUGAGGUAAACUUUGACAUCCGUACACAGCACCAGCUGUUGUCCUUUUCUUUGCGUGCAAAGUUCUUGUGGCUUCUAAUUGUAUGUAUGGCAUUUUGCAAAUACCACAACUAGAAAAGCAAGUGCCAUUUAAUGCAGGAAAGAAAUUGCAUGUUGUUAAAAGACUUAAUGAAAAGCACUAUUUCAAGCCACCUGGCAGUCACCGCAGAUGUGCUCCAUCACCUAGAUGCUUGUGCUUGCCAAAGGUGGUAACAUGUUUUUGCUCUCUGAUCAUUAGUACAUGGAUGGCAAUGAGGCAGAGCUUGUAGAGGUGCCUAAUAGAAACAGAUAAUUCAAUUUUUUAAAAGAAAUUUCUACAUCACAGGUCCACUAAUAGGCUAUUCCUUACUCCAGAACUUCUGUAGGAUCAUCCUUUGUAAAGUACUAUGUAGACCGAAUGUCAGCAGCUAAAUGUGACAUUCGUUUAGGUUUUUAUUUUGCCAUAUCCUGGAAGCCAGAAAAGGAGAACUAGAGGCAGUUUUAAGUGCCAGUGGUUCCAACAUUAUCCUGUGGCCAAUGUUAAUAAGGGCUGCUUUAACCUAGAAACAGACUGCCGUAUCUUCAACUGUGAUCAAGAGAUGCUGUUCUGAUCAACUUCUCAUGUCAUAAGUGAAUAGUGUAUCUGUUUUGGCUAACAUCUUUUAUAUAAACACAACUGUCUUUUGAUCUGUGGAAUGCCAGACCUGCUUAUUUUGGCCUUUGUGUCAAUCAUGAAACGGAACUGGUUUUUUUAUUAAUUCCAUUAAAUUCUCUGAAACCUUUUGAUAAAUUACACCAUUUAUUAAAGGCCCAACAGAGUCUAACUCCUGCUGCCAUUAUAUACCCAUAUCUAAUCUUCUCAUUUUCUUAUUCCUAUUAUGCUACUUGCAUCCCAGAGCAUUAACUUUGAAAACUUGACCAUAGCAGUACACCAGAACAAAGCAUUUGGGUGAGCCUUCAGCUUCUGCAUUGGACCAAGAUUCCAUGUGGACAGUGGAGAAAAGACUGAAAACAGAGUCUGUUGGAGUACAGGACUCAAAUGCAUGAUUUCACAGAAAUGCAGUGAGUGAAAAGUUUACAGUCUUCAGGAACACAAGUUCUGGAACAUGUAUUGUGAAAAAAGUAUUUCCAGAGUAGGCCAGUCUGAGUGUUGAUAUCUGGUGGAACCGAUUACAGGAGAAAAUGCAGGAAAGGAAUAUGCUGGAUGAAAUAUAGUCUGUUAACCUUUUGUCAGCCUUUUUGUCAUUGGCCUUUGGCCGACUCCAUAGUAAUAAAAGUUCUCUCAAAUACUGUUUCAAUGGGCAGCAGAGACAAGGAAGGAGGUAGCGGAAAUCUCAGGUCAUACCUGAGAAACUGAUGCAAAAUAAAUACAUUUCAAUUUUUUGUACACUGCAAAAUUUCUUUAACAGCCUUUAGCAUAAACUUUUCUGUUUCUUCUGUGUUUUAUCUUGUUUAUUUUCACUGAUGGAUACACAAUGUAAGUUUUACUGAUGUUCGUAAUGGGCUGGCCUACAACAAGACCAAAGUGUAUUUCUUUAAACAUAAGUGAAUCAUAAUUCCACAGCAUAAAAUGUGAUACCCUGUUAUGCGUAUCCUUUGCACCUUCUUUCAGGUGCAAAACUUAAUAAAUAUAACUGUAUCGUAAAAUCUGGAUGCCCAGAAAGUAGUAGGAAUUUAUACUGUCAAAACAUGGGAAUGACUAGGCUAAGUCUAUCUCAACUUCCACUUGAAAUGUUGCGCGUUCUGGGAAUUUCUACUAGCUCUGCUCUUUGAUGAGAAGGCUUAGCUUGAGAAGAGUUUCUUUUUUUCAGUUUGAAAGUCUAUUAUAUUAAUCACAUCUAAUUCGUAUUCCCAUGUAUUUGUAGUUUGUGGAUGAGGUUUUUCAAAAGUGCCUUAGAGGUGCCUUGCUGAAGUGCAAGCACAGUUGCGUGCUUUAGGACAGCUAAUAUACACUUCU
Molecule: messenger RNA, 3221 nt
Organism: Grus americana (Whooping crane)
Lineage: Eukaryota; Metazoa; Chordata; Aves; Gruiformes; Gruidae
Gene: KCNK17
Product: potassium two pore domain channel subfamily K member 17
Exons: 5
Coding region: 42-1004 (320 amino acids)
Biological process (GO): stabilization of membrane potential; potassium ion transmembrane transport
Cellular component (GO): membrane
Molecular function (GO): potassium ion leak channel activity
Source: RefSeq, a predicted model, not a curated record